This is a messenger RNA of Macadamia integrifolia, 2691 nucleotides long. RefSeq names its product glutamate receptor 2.2-like. Lineage: Eukaryota; Viridiplantae; Streptophyta; Magnoliopsida; Proteales; Proteaceae. The record is from RefSeq and is a predicted model, not a curated record. Gene Ontology annotation, cellular component: plasma membrane. The transcript has 5 exons. The annotation marks the transcript as partial. Gene Ontology annotation, molecular function: glutamate-gated receptor activity.
AUGGUUGUUGCUUCAAAUGGAAGUGUGAAUUCAUCAACUUCCUUGUUUCAUGUUGGAGUUAUUCUCGACUUGACAUCUACAAUGGGGGAGAUUUCUGAGAGCUGCAUCUCUAUGGCUCUAUCUGAUUUUUAUGAAAUUCAUGCAAAUUAUACAACAAGAGUUGUGCUCCACACCAUGGAUUCUGAAAAUAAUGUUGUGGUUUCAGCAUCUUCAGCUUUAUACUUGAUGAAAGAUGUGAAGGUGCAAGCUAUCACUGGGCCACAAGAAUCAACUCAAGCUUCGUUUGUGAUCGAACUUGGAGAAAAAGCUCGAGUGCCAAUUGUCUCCUUCUCUGCCACAAGUCCUUCCCUUUCUCCCCUUAAAAAUCCUUAUUUUAUAAGAACAGCUAUUGAUGACUCAACUCAAGUUAAAGCUAUUGUUGACAUUAUUCAAUCCUUAGAAUGGAAGGAAGUGGUUUUAAUAUAUGAAGAUACUGACUAUGGAAAUGCAGUUUUACCUUAUUUCUUUGAUGCCUUCCAAGAGAUUGAUGUUCGAGUCCCAUAUAAGAGUAGCAUUCCUUUGGAUGCCAAUGAUGAUCAAAUAUUAGAAGAACUUCAUAAAUUGAAAACCAUGCCAACUAGGGUUUUCAUUGUCCACAUGUCUUCUUCUAUUGGAUCUAGGCUUUUUAUUAAUGCAGACAAUGCAGGAAUGAUGAGCCAAGGUUAUGUUUGGAUUGUCACUGAUGGGUUAUCAAGUUUAAUGUCUCCCAUGAAUUCCAGUGCUAUUGAAUCAAUGGAAGGAGUAUUGGGUGUAAGACCAUACAUACCAAAGUCCAAAAAGCUUGAAGAAUUUAAGGUCAAAUGGAAAAGAAGCUUCUACUCAAAUAAGACAAUUGGUGAAAUAUCUGAGCCAAGUCUCUAUGGGAUAUGGGCAUAUGAUACAGCUUGGGCACUAGCUAUGGCAGUUGAGCAAGUUGGAAUCUUGGAUCCUCAGUUCCUGAGUAGUAACACCACUAACAAUUUAACUGAUCUUUCAAGUCUAGGAUACUCAUCAAUUGGUCCACAACUUCUCCAGACUAUUUUGAGCACUAGAUUUAAAGGUCUAAGUGGUGAUUUCCAUUUGGUUAAAGGACAGUUGGAAUCUUUUGCUUUUCAAAUAUUCAAUGUGAUUGGGGCAGGAGAGAGGGUGAUUGGAUACUGGACCCCAAUGGGAGGCAUUUCAAGGCAGUUAAACACAAAAAAGCUCAAAAAUUCAAGUUCUAUGAGUAGCCUCAAAACAAUUGUAUGGCCAGGAGACUCAACAACCAAACCAAAAGGUUGGGCUAUACCACCAUAUGGUAAAGAGAAGUUAAAAGUUUUGGUCCCAGCGAAGACUGGUUUUAGUCAAUUUGUGAGCAUGGAAAGAGACCCACCUCUCACUCAUAAGGCAGUUAAUAUCACAGGGUUCUGCAUAGAAGUAUUCCGUAAUAUAACAAAUAUAUUACCUUUUGGUCUCCCAUAUGAAUUUCAAUUUUACCCACUAGAUGGAGAAAAUCUUCGGAGCUAUGAUGAGCUUAUUGAUCAAGUUUACCUUAAGAACUUCGGUGCAGCAGUUGGGGAUAUAUCGAUUUUGGAAAAUCGGUCUAAGUAUGUAGAUUUCACAUUACCUUAUACAGAUUCUGGGGUGACAAUGGUGGUGGCAGUGAAAGAUAAUGUAAAUAAAGAGCUCUUUUCAUUCUUGCAACCUUUAAGCUUUGGUCUUUGGAUGGUGACUCUAUUAGGUUUCAUCUGCAUAGGGCUCGUGGUGUGGAUUCUUGAGCAUCAGAGGAAUCCCGAGCUUGGUUCCUCACCUGGACAACAAUUACAAACAAGCAUGUGGUUCUCCUUCUUAACGCUCGUAUUUUCCCAACGAGAGAAGAUAGAGGGGAUCUCAACAAGGGUUGUAUUGUUCGCAUGGAUGUUCUUCGUGCUAAUCCUAACACAGAGUUACACUGCUAACCUUUCAUCUAUUUUGACAACACAGCAGUUGCAACCCACAAUUACAGAUGUUGAAGUCUUAAAGAGUAAUGAAUAUAAUGUUGGAUACCAAGCUGGAUCGUUCGUGGAAGGGUUCCUGCUAAACUACUUGCACUUUGACAAGUCCAAGCUCAAGGGUUAUGGAAGUCCAGAGGAAUAUCAUUCUGCUUUAUCUAAUGGAUCAGAUAAUGGAGGUGUUGCUGCCAUUUUUGAUGAAAUCCCUUAUAUUCAAGUCUUUCUCAAUAUGUAUUGCAAUCAAUACACCACCGUCGGACGUGUUUACUCAUCUGAAGGAUUUGGCUUUGUCUUUCCUAAAGGCUCUCCUUUAAUCUCUUACAUGUCAAUGGCAAUCUUAAAUCUUACUGAUAAUGGGAAAUUGGACAAAAUUAAGAAAGGAUGGUUACAAAAUCAAACAAAUUGCAAGAGAUCUCUAUCAAUAUCAACCAACCAGCUCACCUUGAAGAGCUUCGGAGGUCUCCUCUCCAUGAUAUUAGGUUUUAUAAUCCUUUCACUAGUAGGUCAUGGCCUCCAGGUUGCGUACGGCACCAACUGGCAGCAGGCACUUUGGCAUAAAAUCACUUAUAGCAUAGAAGCUCUCAAGGGCAUGCCCCCUGUAACUGAAGUUGAAUCCAUGGAACUUACACCUAGGGGAGCUGAGCAUAGGGAUGAAGCCAUUGUUGAAGUAGGCAAAGGGGUAACAAGCAAUCAGGACUCUCAA